GUCUGAGGUUGCCAUAGCUACGGUGUACACGGCUACCAAGCCUCCCAUAGCUGGUUUUCUGCUGGCGGGAGGAAGACGGCAGCACCAUGAGCCAGACAGUGACCAUUCAGGAGCCCAGGACUAACGUUCCGGGGUUUCUGUUCCAGUGCAGAGAUGUGUUGAGGGCCAAGGGCAGAUCGGCCACUCGAGUGUACGAUUUCCUGUACGACCCGUUAUUUAUUGUGUCGAGCGAACGAGACCAUGCACAGGCCAACAUCCAAGCCACCCUGGUUCGAAGCAGACUGAAAAAAGUCCCCAACUUUCGGUCCAUGUUCAGUAACCUGUUUCAUCAUCCAAGAUACUCUAUGUACUGGAGCAAGUCAGACCCUGUCCCACCUCACGUCUCUCGAGAAUGGAGGGGACAAGAAGCCAAACACAAAGAAGUUCUCCGGCUUCGUGCUGCAGUGGAUGCCUCUUUCCAGAAGCCCGAGGAAAAGUAUGAAGAUGCGGAUGUCUCUGGAAAGAACCGCUAUAAGUUCUUCGACAGGCCCUUCCUGCCUUUUCUUCAGCCGUUGCCGCUCAAUGUCGUUUUAUCAACAGCCAAGACAGGACCACUUCUUCUCUCUCCUGAAUCUUCCAAGUACUCAAUCAUGCCUACCAAGUCCACUGUGGGCACUCAGACUGACUACCGGGACGCAGACAUUCAAACAGACCCAUACUCUCCAGAAUACGUUGUGUGUCAAGACACCAUUCCUGAGCUCUUGACCCUGGCUAACCUGACCUGGGGCCGAGGUCUCCCAGCAGGACUGGCUGAAGUGGAAAUGAUAGAGCGUGCCCGGGAGAAGCGAGCUUGGGAAGCCACUCUGCCCCCACUGAGUGACAGCUUGCAGGCUGAGAAGAGGAGGAAGAUGAUGAACGCCAUGGAGAGGAAGGAGUGGGCCUUCAGAGAAGGGGAGAUCGAAAAACUGCAGGAACUGCGCCUGGAGGUCUUGAAACAGUUGCUGAAGAGGCGUGAGGAGAACCAGAAUGAGAUGGACAUGAGGCACCUGAACAACCAGUGGUGUGAACUGCAGGAAAAGAAGGAGGCCAAAGUAUCGCAGAUCCAUCACAGACAUGUAUCAAACAUCAGGAAACUCGUGGGCAAAGGGAAGAACAUAGAAGGGAAGCUGCAACGCAGAGACAUCAUCAGGGACUAUUCCAACUUCGCAUCUCAGGUCUACGGACCUCUGUCUCGCCUUGGCCGUUUCCCAGACAACAACUCAGAGGACUUCGUCGUCAGAAACCACUAUCUCAACACCUAUGAAGGAUUAAUGGAACUUGAAUCGUCCCUUCCUGAUUUUGUGACGCAGCCGAGGAUCCAGGCUCCGAAGCCUAAAGUCAUUACCACCAAGGCCGGCUUCCUGAAGAGGAUGGCCAGGACUGACUACGAGUUGGCAGAGAUUCACAAGGCACUGUUGGAUAAGAAGAAUAAAGGUCCAGAAGGACCGAAACCUCUGCGAUUCCUGCAAAAAAAUCCCAUCCCUCAGCCUCGGCUUCCAACCCCCUCUUUGGAGAUGACUUCCUAUGAAGAAGGAGAAAUAGAAAUGGCUAUCAUCUACUUGCAGAAGUUACUCCGGGGCAGAGUCGUGCAGAACAUGAUGUUUGAGGGUAAGGAGAAGCGACUGGAGUUGAUCAUGGAAUUGCGCACCAGCCACGCCCUGCAGGAGGAUGACAAGCUAGUGAAGAAAGCAGAGAAGCAAGUGACCCUGGCUCUACAGCGGCAGAGGAACCUGCACGAGGACAAGUUGUCAGUGAUUGAAAACCACUUGGGUGACCUGGAAGGAAGAGUGCUAGCGGAUAUGUUCGACUUCCUGUCCAAAGAGCUGGUGAGGCUGCAGGAGGAGAGGAGGAUCCACGCCUUCGCCAUGCUGGCCGAGCGCCAACGGCGCAUGCGAGAGGCAGAAGAGAGCGGUCGGCGCCAAGUGGAGCAAAGGCGCCUGAAGCAAGAGGACCAGAUAUUUAUGGAGGUGAUUAAAGUACACCAAAGUACGGUGACCUCCUACCUGGAAGACAUUAUACUGACCACUGAAGAGAGAACUGCAGAGGAGCAAGCCAGGGAAGAAAUUGAGAAGAUCGCCCAGGAGAUCAACAAUAUCGCUUAUGAAAUGGAGAACCGCCGAACGAAUCUUCAGUCAGAGGAGAUUGUUGCCGAGCUGGUUUACAGUUUUCUCAUCCCAGAGGUACAAAAAGACUUUGUCAAAGAGAAAGUGAGGAACGCACAGCGGAAGCACAUUCUAGCAGCCCAUCAGAUCAUUCACAGCAACACGGAAUCCAUGCUCCACCAACACGCCAUUGAGGAAGAGCAGAGGUCGUUCCUUGAGCAGACUGAGACCUCAAACUCUGACGUGCCAACUCUCUCAGUCUCUGAUGCGCCAACUCUCUCAAUCUCUGACGCGCCAACUCUCUCAGUCUCUGACGCGCCAACUCUCUCAGUCUCUGACGCGCCAACUCUCUCAGUCUCUGAUGCCCCAACUCUCUCAGUCUCUGACAUGCCAGCUCUCACAGUCUCUGAUGCACCACCUAUCUCAGUCUCUGAUGAGCCUCCUCCCUCAGUCUCUGAUAAGCCUCCUCCCUCAGUCUCUGAUGAGCCUCCUCCCCCAGUCUCUGUUGAGCCUCCUCCCCCAGUCUCUGAUGAGCCUCCUCCCUCAGUCUCUGAUGAGCCUCCUCCCCCAGUCUCUGAUGAGCCUCCUCCCCCAGUCUCUGAUGAGCCUCCUCCCUCAGUCUCUGAUGAGCCUCCUCCCCCAGUCUCUGAUGAGCCUCCUCCCUCAGUCUCUGAUGAGCCUCCUCCCUCAGUCUCUGAUGAGCCUCCUCCCCCAGUCUCUGAUGAGCCUCCUCCCCCAGUCUCUGAUGAGCCUCCUCCCUCAGUCUCUGAUGAGCCUCCUCCCCCAGUCUCUGAUGAGCCUCCUCCCUCAGUCUCUGAUGAGCCUCCUCUCCCAGUCUCUGAUGAGCCUCCUCCCUCAGUCUCUGAUGAGCCUCCUCCCUCAGUCUCUGAUGAGCCUCCUCCCCCAGUCUCUGAUGAGCCUCCUCCCCCAGUCUCUGAUGAGCCACCUAUCUCAGCCUCUGAUUCGGAAACUGUGAAACAUACUCAAGAUGAGGAAGAAGGCUAGGUGAGUCUACCUUUCCACCUGGAAGAAAGUCCUGGAGGAGGACGCGCAGUUCCAUUCAGCUUUGGGCACAACUUCAACCAAGUGUGACAUGAGUGGACUGUCACUAAAAACAAAAAACAAACAAAAGCGAAACAAAAAUGAAGCACUUUCAUCAAAACUGACUCACCUCAUCUAGGUUAGGGUACCAAUUGUUGAGUUUAUUAGACAGAGUUGGCUCUAUAGCAACUGAAUUCUUGCAAUCUAAAAAACAAAAACAAGACCGUAGGUUAUUUUUGGGGAGGUCAUUUUAGCCUACAAUGUACUCCAUCACAAAUAAAGCAUCAUGGAUGUGUGGA
Molecule: messenger RNA, 3460 nt
Organism: Rattus norvegicus (Norway rat)
Lineage: Eukaryota; Metazoa; Chordata; Mammalia; Rodentia; Muridae
Source: RefSeq, a predicted model, not a curated record